This is a messenger RNA of Blepharisma stoltei, 201 nucleotides long. The record is from the annotation of a GenBank genome assembly. Lineage: Eukaryota; Ciliophora; Heterotrichea; Heterotrichida; Blepharismidae.
AUGAUAAUACCAUUAUUUUGUAAAUUUUUAUUCGGUGAAAUCAGUUUAGUUGCAAUUGAUGCUGUAAUAUCAGGGGUAAUAUUUUUCUUGAUCGCUGCAAUAAAAAUCUUUGAGUUUUUCAUAGCUAAAUUUUUAUACGAGUCUACAAAUCCACAAAGAAAAAUGAAGAUUGCUGCAAAAUUCGCAAUUUUAGUUUUGUAA